AUGACGCGCCUUUUCAACUGUUUCUACGCACUGUCUGCUGUCUCAGUCUGCAUGAUUCUCGCCACAGCAUGGUUUUUGACGUCAAGGAGUUUCUCUGAUAUCGUCCCUUUGGCAUCAGACCCAUUCCAAGUAGUCAGCACAUUCGACCAGAGAUUAGUCGUAUUCGGGGACUCAUGGAGCGACAACCAAUCCAACUCGUCACAAGACAAGAUAUGGACGGACUGGCUUUGUUCAAUGUUAUCCUGCCACCAAGAGAACCUAGCACAGACAGCAAAUCCACAAAACGACAAGACCAUAGGCGCAGUGGUCGACAAUAAAGAACUCAAUCUACUAGACCGACUAUCUCAGACCCACCCAGCAGACUUCAAGUCCCAGCUCCAGCAAUGGCUAGACGCCGAGACAGCCGCGACGAAGGACCUUUCCGCCGAAGCGACCCGGUCCCGACAGGACCGCACGAUCUUCGUCGUUUCGUUCGGCGUCUGGGACCUCUGGAGCUUGGUUGGCAAGGACUACGACGCAGCGAGCAAAUCGGUUGAGCGACGCAUUGCAACGCUUAUGGGUCAGCUUGAUACGCUGUCCGAGCGAUUGGGUACAACGGGGCUGAGGGUCAUCCUGAUGCAGACGGUCGACGUGACUUUCCUGCCUGGGUUCAAGGCCGGUGGUCUGGAUAAGGAUACGGUGCGGAUCUUGGAAGAGUGGAAUGGGAAACUCGGUGAGGUGGCUAGGGAGUGGAGUGGUACUGUGUAUCUUUUUGAUAGUAAUGCUUUUAUGAUGGACCGCAUCCGUGACUGGCAGCUCUAUGCGGCGGGUAUUGAGGAGGAGAAUGGUUUAGGCAGGAACUUGGAUGGAUGGGAGAAUGUCGUGGAGCCUUGUGUUGAGAGUGGGUUCCGGGUCAUGAUGUCAAAGAAGGAACAGUGUGAGCAUCCAGAUAAGUAUCUGUUCUGGUAA
Penicillium mononematosum is the source of this 948-nucleotide messenger RNA. Its product is annotated as Esterase SGNH hydrolase-type. Bases 1 to 948 code for a protein of 315 amino acids. The record is from RefSeq and is a predicted model, not a curated record. The transcript has 2 exons. NCBI's taxonomy places the organism in Eukaryota, Fungi, Ascomycota, Eurotiomycetes, Eurotiales, Aspergillaceae.